Messenger RNA from Xiphophorus maculatus (southern platyfish), 4261 nucleotides. RefSeq names its product neuronal acetylcholine receptor subunit alpha-3-like. Lineage: Eukaryota; Metazoa; Chordata; Actinopteri; Cyprinodontiformes; Poeciliidae. Bases 188 to 1762 code for a protein of 524 amino acids. Gene Ontology annotation, molecular function: transmembrane signaling receptor activity; acetylcholine-gated monoatomic cation-selective channel activity. The record is from RefSeq and is a predicted model, not a curated record. Gene Ontology annotation, biological process: signal transduction; chemical synaptic transmission; nervous system process. Gene Ontology annotation, cellular component: postsynaptic membrane; neuron projection; synapse. The transcript has 8 exons.
GACGAACCAAGUCAAGUUUGGAGGAGCGCACGGCCACAGUGAGAGCGACGGCACCAGGGGAGACACGGAGCAUCUUCUCAUUCUGUUCCAUCUUAUUUCCCCCAUUGACUGCACUGACUGCUGUCCUGGUCUUUUUAUUUUUUUGUAAAUAAAGGGGGAUCCUUGAUUGGGCACACAGGAGGAAAGGAUGACGCCUACACUGGGGUUGACUUUGAUGUUUCUUCUGAUAGAUUUGCAGACUCAAGACUGUGUCGCAUCCAAAGCGGAGGACCGGCUCUUCAGGAAGCUUUUUAGACGGUACAACCAGUUCAUCAGACCAGUGGAGAAUGUUUCUGAUCCUGUUACCGUGGAGUUUGAGGUCUCCAUCUCGCAGCUUGUUAAAGUCGAUGAGGUGAAUCAGAUCAUGGAAACAAAUUUAUGGCUCCGACAUAUUUGGAACGAUUACAAAUUAAGAUGGACGCCAGCAGAGUUUGAUGGGAUUGAAUUCAUCCGAGUUCCCUCAAAUAAGAUUUGGAGACCUGAUAUUGUUCUCUACAACAAUGCCGUGGGUGACUUCCUGGUAGAGGAUAAGACCAAAGCGUUGCUGAAGUAUGACGGUACGAUCACCUGGGUUCCUCCUGCCAUUUUUAAAUCCUCAUGCCCAAUGGAUAUCACCUACUUCCCUUUUGACUAUCAAAACUGCUCCAUGAAGUUUGGCUCCUGGACUUAUGACAAAGCCAAGAUUGACCUUGUACUCAUUGGAUCCAAGGUAAAUCUCAAAGACUUCUGGGAAAGCGGGGAAUGGGAAAUCAUUGACGCUCCGGGCUACAAACAUGACAUCAAGUACAACUGCUGUGAGGAGAUCUACCCGGACAUCACUUACUCCUUCUACAUCCGUCGCCUGCCGCUGUUCUACACCAUCAACCUCAUCAUCCCCUGCCUCCUCAUCUCUUUCCUGACAGUGCUGGUUUUCUACCUCCCAUCUGACUGUGGAGAGAAGGUCACGCUCUGUAUCUCCGUCCUGCUCUCCCUCACUGUGUUCCUGCUCGUGAUCACAGAGACCAUCCCCUCAACAUCACUGGUCAUCCCACUCAUCGGAGAGUACCUGCUCUUCACGAUGAUCUUCGUCACACUCAGCAUUGUCAUAACCGUGUUCGUGCUGAACGUGCACUACCGCACGCCCAUGACACACACCAUGCCGUGCUGGGUGCGGUCCGUGUUCCUCAAAGUGCUGCCCAGGAUUAUGCUGAUGCGUAGGCCGAUAGAUGAGGAGGGUAAGGCCGGGUGGUUGGACGGCAGUGGGGAAGCAGGAGGAGCUGGAGGGGGAGGAGGAGGCGGAGGAGGGAAAGGACGGAGGAAGAGGAAGAACAGCUUGAUUCAGCAGGUUGGAGAAGGUUCCCUCAACUGUCUGGAGGUUGGUGGGGACAGUAAGCUCACGGCCAUGGAGGGCUGCACUGGCAAGAAAUGUCCCUGCCCCUGCCAGCAUGUGAGGGAAACCCCAGAGACACCAGAGUCUGGAAAGGUGCCUUGUCAGCUGAGUCCACAGAACAUAAACACGGUGAUGGCCUUCUCCGUGGUGUCGCCCGAGAUCAGACAGGCCAUCGAGAGCGUCAAGUACAUAGCUGAGAACAUGAGGAGCAGGAACAAGGCCAAAGAGGUAGAAGACGACUGGAAGUAUGUUGCUAUGGUCAUUGACAGAAUCUUCCUCUGGGUCUUUGUGACGGUGUGCGUCCUGGGAACCAUGGGCCUCUUCAUCCAGCCCCUUUUUGGUUUCGUCUCGUAACCGUUGUAAAACUCAGGGUUCUCAGCCACAUUGUGACAACCAACACUAAGAGAACUCUCUUUUCUCAGUCAACUUAUUACUGGAUGCAGUCCUGAGCCUUAAAGCAUCACUGGAUGUGCUGGCUUUCCUCAAUAAAAGUAUUGCAAAGUUAAAAGAAAAUUUUAAUUUCAUUUGUUGGUGUACUGCAAUAUGGUAGCGAAGAUUGUAAUGUAGUUAUUGUAUGUAUCUGAUGACUGCUUAUUUUUACCAAAGUGAUUAUCUUAAUUCUCCCCUUGUUAGGAUCAUGUAAAAUUUAGGGUGUGGUGGUUCUUUCAAUGAUGUGGUAAAUUUAGAUUUUUGGAUAGUAGAUUAAUUGCCAUACCUGCUUAAGUUCUUAAAAAAAAACACAGCCAGAAAUAACACAGCUGGGCUGAUAUUUAAUCUAGGUUGUUGUGUUUUAGUUCUAAUUUAUAUGUGAUGGACAUGCAGGUAAAUUGAUUACCAGCGUAAAAUGUGAAAAAAACUGCUGCAGAAAAACCACAGCCAUUGAAUCAGGGAAAUAAUUUGUGGAUUGUAGAAUACAUACACAGAAAAGAAGGCUGUAAUGUUUUAAUGACUUGGUCAAACAAAACAGAGCCAUGUUGCUCUCCAGUAGAGUUACAUAAAAUAACAAGGUAGUGCACCAGCAACACCACUUAGAAGUUGGGUUUUAAUGCAGGCCUCUGACACCAAUCGUGCAAAAUUGCAAUGAUUAGGCUUUCAUCUUAUAUUUUAAAUGAGAUCGGAACAUAUACCUUUAAACAAAAUGAGUGAUUUUGAUAGAUGAUUAUUCUGGUUUGGGUUCAAAUCAGCAGCACAUUCAGUGAUACUUAGGAGAUGAACAUCAACCAAUAUUUGCCAGUGAACUGGAAACUUUCAAAACAAGCACAUGACACAAACUCUCUGUGUCAUGCGCUCUCUAACCUGUCAAACUCAGCCAUGCAUCCACCAUCCAAUGAGGUACUCAACUGGAUAACUGUAACACAAGCUGCUCAAGUCUUAUUGUGAAAGGCAAUUCUAAUUUUGCAAAAUUUAUGUUCUACUUUUAAAUUUUGGGCAUUACCUGCAGGACUUUUUUUUUGUUUCUGGCUAUUUAGUUAUUUAAUUAUUUAUUUAUUUAUUUAUAGUAAUUACAAAAUAUGUCAUUACUGACGCCAUGUCUGGUUAUUGUUUUAUAAGCUAAUUGAAUGGCCUUGUAAAUGCUCAGUGAAAUUAUGCUUGAUUAGUUUCUCUUAAAAUAGCAGCCCAUUUAUGAUUCCAUCAGAGGGCUCUUAAUGCCCAAUUCCAUGGCUAAUAAUUAAACCCCUUUUUUAUGUCGCUCAGGAUUAGUCUUAUUACUGAACUCAAAAGUGUAUAAGAUGCAUGCAUGAGAAAAAUGACGAAUGCUUUCACCCCAGAGCUCGGUGAUACAGUGAGUUAAUGAUUACUGUAACUAAUAAUAACCCAUGAUUAUCUUUUCUCUAUGUGUGAAUAUGCUUGGAUUUGUACAACAGGAUGUGUGUUUCCAGUCAACUCUGCAAAAAGCACCAAAAGAGAAAAGAAAUUAAAAAGGCAAAAAGCAAUACAAUCAUUUGCCUUCGAUAAGGUAUACUGUACUCACAGGCCAUUUUAGUAGGUCCACCUUUUCAUUUGAUUACUAGAAUUAGCACAAAUAAUGCAUCAGCCAGUUACAGAGACUCAAUGUGUUUGGGGUUCUAGAUGUGGUAAAUUUGACUUGCUAAAAGGUCAGCACCCAAAUGGCGAUUAAAGGGGAUUUUAAUUACUUUGAGGGUGACAGGUCAUAAACAACUAUCUCCCAAGUUUACAGAGAAUAGUCUGGGAAAGAGAAAAUAUCAAGUAGGCGCCAUUAAUGUAGUAGAUGAACAUGAGAAACUCAGAAAAGAAAGGUCAGACUGGUUCGCAACGACAGAAAGGUAGAGGUAGCUCUGAUAACCCCUUGUAGCUACUAACGAAUGAAAACUACAGUUUCUGAAAUCACAACUCAUUGACCCUUGAGGCAGAUGGGCGCCAGCUAAGAAAAAGAAAAAUUCACACAGGCUUACUGGAAUUGGACACAAUCGAUUGGAAAAGUGUUGGCUGGUCCACUGAGUCUUACUUUCUGUUUUCAAAAGGGGGUCCAACUUGGUCCUGGCAAGGUGUACCUAAUAAAUAGGCCAGUGAGUGUGUAGAAUUACCUGUAAGUACAAAAGUUUGUCAAACCAAGUUUUGAGGAAAAAGAAGAAACGUUUUAUGUAAAAAAAAAAAUAAAUAAAGGUUAUUUUUGUAGAAAUGAAUGAAAUCUGAAAACAGUUUCUACUAAAUAAAACAUAAUGUAAUAUGAACACAGACAUGUUGACAUCUUUGUUUUGUUUUAUGACAUGAUGGACUUUUGACAUUACUGCCAUCUGGGUUUUCUUUAACUUUUCUGGAAAAGUUCAAUGUUUUAUUGUCAUCUUUCAAUAAUGCUGAUCAUGUAUUAAAGAUUUGCCGUUCUUUUUUUUU